AUGGCUCGUGACAGGAAACCUAUCACAGCACGCCAGCACAUCUCUUCCCUCCUCGUCGCAUCGCUAGUCAUUGGGAUCAUCUGCGGUCCCGCGCAUACCGCGGCGUCAGUACUGGACAAUGCAAUCAACAAGGCGAACCAGAUGGCGACACAGAUGGGAGCAGACGCGAAGACCACAGAGCUCGUUCUCACAUCCAACGUGGUGCUGACGACCCGCCUCCCCGAACUCUUAGGCGCGGCCAAGCUGACCAUCAGGGGCGCGUGUGGAUCCGACGGCAUCGUCAAGUGCAUCAUCAGGGGGGGUGGCGCCUUCCCCAUAUUCACCGGCGCCUCCCCCAUAUUAUAUUCCUCCGCGUCACGAUCCACGGCGGGGCAGUUGACUCUGGUCAACCUCACCUUCCAGUACGCGCUGGGAGGCGUCUUUUACAACUUGCUGACGUCAGUCAACGCGAGUCAAUGCAAUUUCGCCCACAACGUGGCUGCUGCUGAUGCUGGCGGAGCGGUGCUCAGAGACAACCUCCCUAGAAUGUUCGAGCCUCCCGAGCGUGUCUUCACGGAGUGCAUUUUCUUGAACAACUCCUCGCCCACCCUGGGGGGGGGCGCCGUCAACAUAGACGCCACCACCUUCAACGCCAACGGCCGCACUUCCAGCGUGCCGGCUCUCUCCUUCCUGCGCUGCAUCUUCAAGGACAACAGCGCGCCCAAACACCUGGGCGGGGCGGUCAGGGUGGCGGGGACGGCCAGGCUGCGCUUUGAGGAUUGCCUCUUUGAGGGGAACAGCGCUGGUGUUUCUGGGGGAGCCAUCUACGCUAAAGACGCCUUCCUCACAUUCAUCAAAGUCAAACUGAACUACAACAAGGCUCUCGGCACCGCCACUGCCAACGGUGUCAUCGCUGGCGAAGGUGGUGCGGCCUACGCCGCGGCGUCGGGACUCAACUCCGCGGCUGCGGUGCGCUUCUGCUCGUCGACCUUCCAGGGCAACACCGCCAAGUUCACGGACGGCAGCUCGCUCUACAUGGAGGCGGGCUGGGGGUUGUCGUGGGCGGCGGUGUUGUCGAUUUGCGACGGUAGCAUGCCGACUGGCAUAGUGGUACCCACGAGUGGAUGGAAGCUGGUGACCGGUUGCCCAGCUAGUUUGCUUGCUGUCCACACACUCGCCCCCAUGCCCCCACCCACAUUCCCCUCGCAUGAACUCUGUUCCUUCGGUUCUCCUCACGUCCUCCCUCCCCACCCCCUCUGCUUUCUCCCCAUGCCCCUCCCCUCUCGCCUUUCUCCCUCCCCAAGCAGCACCUGUAAUGCUUGA
This is a messenger RNA of Closterium sp. Naga37s-1, 1302 nucleotides long. NCBI's taxonomy places the organism in Eukaryota, Viridiplantae, Streptophyta, Zygnematophyceae, Desmidiales, Closteriaceae. The record is from the annotation of a GenBank genome assembly.